Molecule: messenger RNA, 5240 nt
Organism: Bubalus bubalis (water buffalo)
Lineage: Eukaryota; Metazoa; Chordata; Mammalia; Artiodactyla; Bovidae
Gene: MYORG
Product: myogenesis regulating glycosidase (putative)
Exons: 7
Coding region: 342-3359 (1005 amino acids)
Biological process (GO): skeletal muscle fiber development; carbohydrate metabolic process
Cellular component (GO): manchette; perinuclear region of cytoplasm
Molecular function (GO): hydrolase activity, hydrolyzing O-glycosyl compounds; alpha-tubulin binding
Source: RefSeq, a predicted model, not a curated record
CCUAGAAGGUCUCUGGGGACCUUGUGAACUCUUGGAAAUUGGGCCCUUUUGAGAGGCUGAAGGCAGGAAGAGACUGGGGUGGGGAGUCAAUCUUCACCUCCCCUGGAGAUGGGGCUGAGCCAGAUGAUAUCAUAAUGGGCAGUGCCCAUCGUAGAGAGGGAAUCAGGGUGGGGUAGGAGCAAGAAGGCUGAGAGGGAGGGAAGCUGAAAGACCCUCCACAGGAGGGGGUCACAGCAGCAAGGGGUACCUGCCAGGCUGUCUGGAAAACAAGGGGUGGUCACUGAUGUCUUGCAGGAGCCCUUGGUAGGUAGAGCCCACCACGGUGUCCCCCAGACCCCACUAUGUUCCUCUUUUCCCGAAAGACCAAGACCCCCAUCAGCACCUACAAUGACUCCUACAGGGCCCCUACCUCCAUCAAGGAGGUCUACAAGGACCCACCUCUGUGGGCCUGGGAAGCCAACAAGUUUGUGACCCCGGGCCUGACUCACACUGCACAGCGCCAUGUGGAUCCUGACGCCCUGCAGAAGAUGCUCAAGUGUGCUGUGCAGGACUACAGCUACAAGGGUUCCAUACCAAGCCACCCCUACUUCCCUGAGAAAUACUGGCUCUGUCCAGAGGAAGACAAAUGCAACCCAAACUACCUGUGUGGCAACCCAAACUACCUGUGCAGUAACCGGUAUAACACGUGGAGGAUGGGACCUUACAACUGCUGGAAUAAAUGUACCACAUACCUUCCCCGGCUGCCUAAGGAGGCCGGGAUGGAGACAGUGGUUCGAGGAAUGCCCUUGGUGUAUCCUCCUAAGCCGGAGCGACUCAAUGCCUACGAGCGCGAGGUAGUGGUGAACAUGCUGAACUCGCUGUCACGAAACCAGCCACUGCCGCAGAUCACGCCCCGCUGCGGGUGUGUGGACCCGCUGCCGGGCCGCCUGCCCUUUCAGGGAUAUGAGAGCGCUUGCUCGGGCCGCCACUAUUGUCUGCGUGGGAUGGACUACUGCGUCUCCGGGCCACCCUGCACUGAACGCCGCCUGCGGCCUUUAUGCACAGAGCUACCUACUGUAAGGAGUGUGUCUCCCUGCGAGCACCGAUCCGGAAUGCAAUGUGCUGUUAUAACUCCCCAGCCGUCGUACUACCCCUGUCCGAACCUUAGGCCGGCCAGGUUCAGAUUGGCUUUGUCGGGUGGCCCCCCUGCCCGCUCCUUCCUUAACUGGGGGCUGAUGCCCCAGAAUUCUCAGGAGAAUUCCCAGGCCUACCCGCGCCGCCGCUCUGGGAGCCACACAGGUCGUAAGACUCCUGAGACCGUCGCAGCCGCAACCAUGUACACCUUCUUGCCUGACAACUUUUCCCCCACCAAGCCCAAGCCGUCCAAAGAGCUGAAGCCGCUGCUGGGCUCCGCGGUUCUGGGGCUGCUGCUGGUGUUGGCCGCGGUGGUGGCCUGGUGCUACUACAGCGCCUCUCUACGAAAGGCGGAACGCCUGCGCGCGGAGCUGCUGGACCUCAACCGUGGUGGCUUCUCGAUUCGCAACCAGAAGGGCGAGCAGGUGUUCCGCCUGGCCUUCCGCUCGGGCGUCCUGGACCUGGAUUCCUGCAGCCGCGACGGCGCCCUGCUUGGCUGCUCUCGCACAGCGGAUGGGCGCCCACUGCACUUCUUCAUCCAGACCGUGCGACCCAAGGACACAGUCAUGUGCUACCGCGUGCGCUGGGAGGAGGCGGCUCCAGGGCGCGCGGUGGAGCACGCCAUGUUCCUGGGCGAUGCUGGGGCGCACUGGUACGGCGGCGCCGAGAUGAAGACCCAGCACUGGCCCAUCCGCCUGGACGGCCAGCAGGAGCCGCAGCCCUUCGUCACCAGCGACGUCUACUCCUCCGAUGCCGCCUUUGGCGGCAUCCUCGAGCGCUACUGGCUGUCGUCGCGCGCAGCGGCCAUCAAGGUCAACGACUCGGUGCCCUUCCACCUGGGCUGGAACAGCACAGAGCGCUCUCUGCGACUGCAGGCGCGCUACCACGACACGCCCUACAAGCCGCCAGCCGGCCGAGCCGCUGCACCCGAGCUCAGUUACCGCGUGUGCGUCGGCUCGGACGUCACCUCCAUCCACAAGUACAUGGUGCGGCGCUAUUUCAACAAGCCGUCGAGGGUCCCAGCACCCGAGGCCUUCCGGGACCCCAUCUGGUCCACAUGGGUGCUGUACGGGCGCGCGGUGGACCAGGACAAGGUGCAGCGUUUCGCCCAACAGAUCCGCCAGCACCGCUUCAACAGCAGCCACCUGGAAAUCGACGACAUGUACACUCCUGCCUACGGCGACUUCGACUUCGACGAGGCCAAGUUUCCUAAUGCUAGCGACAUGUUCCGCCGCCUGCGCGACGCCGGCUUUCGCGUCACGCUUUGGGUGCACCCGUUUGUCAACUACAACUCUUCCCGCUUUGGCGAGGGCGUGGAGCGGGAGCUGUUUGUGCGCGAACCCACCGGCCGGCUGCCGGCUCUCGUGCGCUGGUGGAAUGGCAUCGGCGCAGUGCUCGACUUCACGCGCCCCGAGGCCCGCGACUGGUUCCAAGGACACCUAAGGCGACUGCGCUCACGCUACUCCGUGGCCUCCUUCAAGUUUGACGCUGGCGAAGUCAGCUAUUUGCCCCGGGACUUCAGUACCUACAGGCCGCUGUCUGAUCCCAACAUCUGGAGCCGGCGCUACACGGAGAUGGCGCUGCCCUUCUUCUCGCUGGCCGAGGUCCGCGUGGGCUACCAGUCCCAGAACAUAUCGUGCUUUUUCCGCCUGGUGGACCGUGACUCGGUGUGGGGCUACGAUCUGGGGCUGCGCUCGCUCAUCCCCGCGGUGCUCACCGUCAGCAUGCUGGGCUACCCCUUCAUCCUGCCCGAUAUGGUGGGUGGCAACGCUGUAUCUGAGCGCUCAACCAGCGGCGGCGACGUGCCCGAGCGCGAGCUGUACGUGCGCUGGCUGGAAGUGGCCGCCUUCAUGCCAGCUAUGCAGUUCUCCGUUCCGCCUUGGCGGUACGACGCUGAAGUGGUGGCCAUUGCGCACAAGUUCACGGCGCUGAGGGCCUCGCUCGUGGCGCCACUGUUGUUGGAACUGGCGGGUGAGGUCACUGACACGGGCGACCCCAUCGUGCGCCCCCUCUGGUGGAUCGCGCCCGGCGAUGAAACGGCGCACCGCAUCGACUCACAGUUUCUUAUCGGAGACACGCUGCUCGUGGCACCCGUACUGGAGCCGGGCAAGCAGGAGCGGGACGUCUACCUGCCUGCGGGCAAGUGGCGCAGCUAUAAAGGUGAGCUUUUUGACAAGACACCAGUGCUGCUCACGGAUUACCCCGUUGACCUGGACGAGAUCGCUUACUUCAUCUGGGUAUCCUGACCCAGCCCAGGGCCCAGAAACCUGGUAGCCCUAACCCUAGUCUUCAUGUAGGCCUUUAACCCUCAAAAUCACAACCGCAGGGUCUAUCCCCCAGGAAGUCCCCAACUUUAUACCACCCACUAAGUGGGUAAUUGACCUAAAUGUGCUGGAACCGGCUCCUGUAGGGCGGGGGAGAAGACACUGAAGCACCACCCGCCCCCAACUCCAGUGCACAAUGGUUACAGCCCUCCUCUCCACAGGAACUCCAGUCUACAGAAACUCCUUCCCUUGGGUGGGGGCAAGAGAGCUCAGAGGGAAAAAAUCAGCCUUCUUCCUGUAAUACACAGUUGGGUUUUAAACGCACAGAGAGGGGGACUUCCUGUGGUGGUCCGGUGGGUAGGACUCCAUCCUUCCACUGCAGGGGGCUGGAGUUCAAUCCCUAAUAGGGGAACUAAGAUCCUGCAUACCACAGUGGCAUGGCCAAAACAAAAAGAGAAAAGCACAGAAAGAAGCCUCACCUUCCAUCUUUGUCCUUCUAAAGUGGUGACUUGGUCCUCUUGAAGGUCCCAAAGUGGUGACUUGGUCCUCUUGAAGGUCCCAAAAUAGCCUCCUGCCACACUUAGAAAGGGCACAUUCUUGGUGUUGAAAAGUGCCAGGCCCUGAGUUCUCAGCACUCGCCUGACCUGUGGCUGACCUGGUCCCACCCAGCUGGCGACAAGGGAUGGAGGUACUUGGCCAACUGACAAGGAGGCAAGUGGUCCCCUCCGAAAGGCCGGGAGGACAGAGCCAUCGUCAUUGUCCCUCAUUUGUGAAGAGACUCCUAACCCCGUCCUUAGGCAUCUGUGUACACACAUGGUUCAGCCCUGGGCCAGGGCCACUGCCUGAUGGGCAAAGACUCGCAAGGCCAUGCAGGCCAGACUUGGUGCCUUAACUCAAGAACCUGUGUGUGUGUGUUCUGUGUGUAUAUGUGUGUGUGUGUGAGAGAGAGAGGCACCACGGGUCCCUGGAUCUAUGGAAUUAACACAAUACCUCUGAGGCUGCAUAAGCCUGGAGGGAGGGGGCAGGGAGCAAACUUGAGGUUUUGACUUUCAAUCUGGUCCCUUCCUAGGUGAUGUCCCUGGGACUCUAGUAGAAAAUAAACAGCCCUGUCUAGAUUUCUCAGCUGCCUCACUCCCUAUACACAUGGCAGAGGUGUGGCUUAAAAGGGAGGCACGUUAGGGAAUUCCCUGGUGGUCCAGUGGUUAGGACUGCAUGCUUCCACCACAGUGGGUGCAGGUUUGAUCCCCAGGCCAGGAAUCCCACAAGCUGGGUGGGAAAAUAGGGGGGGAAAAAGACCAAAAAAAAAAAAAAAAAAAAACCAGGGAAGUGGGGAAAGGAUGUUUUUAUUUUGGUGGUGGUGUGCUUCAGCACACAAACUACCGCACACAGAGACACCCACAAAUAUACACACAGGGUAAGAUUUUUCAUUUUAGUUAUUUUUCUUUGCUAAGAAGAGCAGCCAGAGAGUUUUUUCUGCUUUUGCAGCUGAGUCUGGGGAAGGAGUGGCUUGCCAGCGGUGGGGAGGUGGGAAAUAGGGCAGGGUUCAGCUUCCCUUAACGACUCUGACAGCAGAAUCAGCCCCUCAUCCCCUGGAGAAUGCAUCUCUUUGCCCACUCCUCCACCCCCUCGAUUUUCUUUGUGAAGAAUGCUAGUGAAACUUUAGGAGCACUCACCCCUGAUUCCAGCACUCAUCUACAAACUGUGUGGCCUUGAGUAAGCUGCUUAACCUCUCUGAGCCUCAGUUUCUUCAUCUAUAAAAUGGUGAUAAUAAUGCCUACCUCCCAGGUUGUUGUGGGAAUUAUAAGCACAGAUGUAUGUAAAGUGCCUGGCACAAGUAGGUGCUCAAUAAAAGCUAUUAUAAUA